This is a messenger RNA of Caenorhabditis angaria, 704 nucleotides long. The record is from the annotation of a GenBank genome assembly. Lineage: Eukaryota; Metazoa; Nematoda; Chromadorea; Rhabditida; Rhabditidae.
AUGAUAGUGAUUCUACUAUUCAUUUUCUUUUUCACAAAAUACUGUAAGUUCCCUAACAUAAGAAAGAUAAAAAAUCAAAAUCAAUCAAUAUUUUUUGCAGACAUUCAAGAGCACAUUCCAUUGUAUGUUGUGCUCCGUGAAAGUCCUCAAGUUCACUUGUAUUUUGUGAACUGUAAAAAUUAUACAGAUGAGGUAAAGGUUUUUACUGGAACUGGAGAGAAGAAACAAGAUUUUUUUUCCAGGUUCUGAAAUCUCACCAUGAAAAUCAAUACCACGAAAAUGCAUAUACUUGUUGGAAUGAAAAAACAUAUGGGCCAUUUUGCAAGAAACAGAUACCAUUAUUGAUUGAUCCUGUGAUUUUUUGGAUCGCUGACAAAGAUGAUGAAGUUCAAACAUCUACAAAGUUAUCUGAAAUUUUGACAAAAAAUCACGAUGGUGUAUUGGUCCCUCGAAUGACAUUGGAUGGUGUUGCAAAAUUCGGAAUGAAAUUUCGAAUUCACGAAGUUGUUUACUAUCAUUGUGACACGCUUGUUGAUUUGAAAGAUAUCAGACCAGAUUUGGCGGAGGAUUUUGAUGAUGGUUUUGAUCUUGAAUUUCAUUCUGUGUUGGCUGAUUAUGAUUUUGAGGAUGUGGAAAAUAUUGAAGAAUCUGAGCCAAUGUUCAGCACUGAGGAGAUGAUUGAGAGAAUUGAAAUGUUUGAUUGA